AUGGGCGAAUGCACAAAAGAAAAUGCAUUCGAAUUGCUUGAAACAUUUUACAACCUAGGCGGCAACUUCAUUGAUACUGCAAACCAAUAUCAGGGAGGCCAAAGUGAAGAAUGGAUCGGCGAAUGGGCAGAGAGCACAGGCCGGCGUAAUGAGCUGAUCAUCUCCACCAAGUACACAUUGGGGUGGAAAACCGGCGAACCAGUGCAACACAGCAACUUCGGUGGUACGGGCACAAAAAGUAUGCAUGUCAGUCUCGAAGCUAGCUUGAAGAAGCUUCGAACAACCUACAUUGAUCUGUUUUAUGUCCACAGCUGGGACUUUGCAACUGGAAUUCCCGAACUUAUGCAGUCCCUCAAUAUAUUUAUACAACAAGGCAAGGUUCUUUACCUUGGGAUAAGCGACACACCUGCUUGGGUGGUUGCGAAAGCGAAUUGCUACGCACGUCAGCACGGAUUGCGUGGGUUCUCCAUCUAUCAGGGACGCUUCUCAGCUCAAGCACGCGACGUGGAACGCGACAUAUUGCCUAUGUGUAUUGAUGAGGGCAUGGCUUUCAAUGCAUGGGGUGUUAACGGCAAUGGAUAUUUCAGGGCUCCCGAUGCCGCCCCAGAGGAGCAAGACCGCGAGACUCCAUUCAUCUUGACAGGUCGGGAACAGGAAGUUUCACAAGCAUUACACAACGUGGCACAGCGUAAGAAUACUCACAUCUUCGCGAUUGCUAUAGCAUACGUGCUGCACAAGGCACCUUACGUGUUUCCUCUAGUUGGAGGCCGUGUAGUGGCUCAUCUGAAAUCUAACAUCGACGCUCUUAGCGUGGAGCUUAACGAGGAGGACAUGGAUGACAUCGAAAAAGCAUACGACUUUGACGCGGGUUUCCCCAAUACGUGGCUGAAUCCAGGCGGCAAGGUACCUUACGGGCCUGAAGAUAUUCGCUUUCUCAAGGAUUUAGGCUAUUUUGACUAUGUGCAAGUCCCAAAGGCUGCAAAGGUCCACAAACAACAGUUCAACUUCGCAAAGCUCUCGACGUAG
This is a messenger RNA of Exophiala aquamarina CBS 119918, 1026 nucleotides long. RefSeq lists its product as uncharacterized. The transcript has 4 exons. The record is from RefSeq and is a predicted model, not a curated record. The coding region runs from base 1 to 1026 and encodes 341 amino acids. Lineage: Eukaryota; Fungi; Ascomycota; Eurotiomycetes; Chaetothyriales; Herpotrichiellaceae.